UUAAGGUGUUAUGCCGAAAAAAAAGGGGAAAGAUAAAACGAAAGGUAAAAAUGGUGAUGCAAAGUCAGAAGAUAAACCGAAGAAACCUAAAGGUGGUGGCAAGAAGGGCAAAAAGAAGGUCGACAAGAACUUGAUCUACUGCGACGAUAAGCAUUUCGAUCCAAAUUUGGUGGUGAUUACGGUGGAGCAUUGCAUCAAGUGUUUCGUUUAUCGGGAGCAGUCCGAGAAAUUCUUCAAAGUAGUUUGUGAGGCCUUCCCGGAUCGGAAGUUCAAGCUGAUUCAGAACGACUUCGAUAGACUGGAAGCACGGGAGGGUGCGUUCGAGCUAUCGUUUUCCAAGAACUGUCGCUCUCCGGCUAUCCCGUUGUGGAGUGGAAUCGACCUCGGGCCCCCAAGACGUGAAAAAUUCCCGGUUGAUUAUACCCCGAUGAUAGAGAAAAUUGACAAGGAAAUUAACGUUCAUGAAAAACCAAUUAUAAAAUUCACGUAGCACUACUUACAAUGUUUGUGUUUCUUUCCACCUUUUCCUCCUCGUUUUCCGCCAUGCUCUCCUCCGGAUUGCUUCCCA
Uranotaenia lowii is the source of this 568-nucleotide messenger RNA. RefSeq names its product selenoprotein H-like. The transcript has a single exon. The record is from RefSeq and is a predicted model, not a curated record. NCBI's taxonomy places the organism in Eukaryota, Metazoa, Arthropoda, Insecta, Diptera, Culicidae. Bases 11 to 490 code for a protein of 159 amino acids.